Anthonomus grandis grandis is the source of this 2029-nucleotide messenger RNA. RefSeq names its product trypsin I-P1-like. The transcript is spliced from 6 exons. Gene Ontology annotation, biological process: proteolysis. The record is from RefSeq and is a predicted model, not a curated record. Lineage: Eukaryota; Metazoa; Arthropoda; Insecta; Coleoptera; Curculionidae. Bases 24 to 926 code for a protein of 300 amino acids. Gene Ontology annotation, molecular function: serine-type endopeptidase activity.
UUGUGUCAACCAAACUACACAAAAUGUACAAAGUAACGUUACUUAUUUUCCUAAUAGCAACAAAUUUCCUGUUAUGUAUCCAUAAGCCGAUUAUGGCAGAGCAAGAUGAAAAAGUGAAUAAUGUGAGAAAUAUUAUUAACAAAAAAGAAAUGACUAAUGACUACCGUAUUGUGAACGGAUACGUCUGUUCUACAGAAAAGUAUAAAUUUAUGGUGGCAGUUUACAGAAAGCAUGGUAUAUUUUCAUGGUAUCAGUGUUGUGGAGGAACACUAAUAAGUCCUUAUUGGGUUCUUACUGCAGCUCAUUGUAUAAACCGAACUAAAAUGUAUGGAAUCAGAUAUCAAAUGGACUUUAUACCAAGCGACGUGGUACAAGGUACACCAUUUUGUCAUCCCGGUUAUAAUAAGAUAGGCGUAAUAAAUGACAUAGGUCUAAUACUGUUAAAAAAAGAAGUGAAAUCAAGGCAUGUGGAGUAUGUGACUCUACCAUAUAGGGAUAGUAGUAAUGAUAACCCACCGUGUAAUCAGGGUCUUGUAAUGGGAUAUGGCAAUACUUAUUAUAAACCCAAGUCUUUCUAUACGGAAACUGUAUUGCAAUGUGCUUCUAUUCCCUUAAUAUCAUUUACAGAAUGCAGCCUCUAUUACCCUAAAUUACAACCUAAAACAUUGUGCACCUAUUCCAAAAUCGGAAAAGAUGCUUGUCAAGGAGACUCUGGCGGUCCAUUACUUUGUGGAAAUGUUCAGCAUGGAAUUGUUUCUUGGGGUGUGAAAUGUGGUGAAUAUCCAGGUGUUUAUACCAAGGUGGAUCGCCAUUUGAAUUUUAUUAAGCAGUACCAGUUAAUGUACAAGUCUUCUACAACCGCAUUUUUAAUCGAUGCAAAUAUAAGGAUAUACUUUUUGAUUUAUUUUACAUCUGAAUUAUAUUAAUACAAUCCGUCACAUAUACCUGAUGUGAGCAUCAAAUAAUUUUAAUAUAAUUCCGCAUCUUCUUUAAUUUAAGACUGUAUACUAUAGUUCUUGGCAAUGAUAAUCUAUUUUCUUUGAUUGAUUUAAAGCCACAAUCUUUAAUUGAGACGGUAUAAGCCAAUCGAAUAAUUGCCAAAUUAAUAUAAUUUUAGUCGUAAAUCCCCUAAACCGGAAAGCAAAUAUCUUCUGAAUAUUUCGCCUAAAAUGAUUAAUACUCUUGGGUCAUUUUAUCUGAUUAUUGCUACAAAACUCUUGAAGAUUAAGUCAAAAUGAAAUUAGAAGCGUACACUUAAAAUAUACAGUGGUUUUAUUUCAAAACAAACCAGCCUUAAUACCUUCUUAACCAUCGAGGAAACGCGUCUUAAAAAAUCUACCACUAAGGAACGCGUUGGGGCUAAUAUAGGAAUAUAGGAUCUAAUAAAGGAAAAAAACUACAUUUUUGAUGUCAUCAAUCCCUAGAAAAUGAGCUGAUGUUUCAACAAGAUGCACCACCACAUUACCCUGCUCCCGUUCUUCAUUUUUUGAAAGACGUUAUUCCUGGAUAAUAGAUUGGCCAGAGAGGGUAAUCUAAAAACGAGAGCCUUUGCUAUAAAACCUGACUGCCUUGAAGAUUUUCGAAUUACUUAUGAAUUAUUAAAUGUUUGUGGUGUUAAACUAAUAGCUUUACUGGAUGUCAUCAAUCCCUAGAAAAUGAGCUGAUGUUUCAACAAGAUGCACCACCACAUUACCCUGCUCCCGUUCUUCAUUUUUUGAAAGACGUUAUUCCUGGAUAAUAGAUUGGCCAGAGAGGGUAAUCUAAAAACGAGAGCCUUUGCUAUAAAACCUGACUGCCUUGAAGAUUUUCGAAUUACUUAUGAAUUAUUAAAUGUUUGUGGUGUUAAACUAAUAGCUUUACUGUGCUGUUUGUAAGAGGUGAUCAUCAAUAAUUCCAGAAAAGUACAUAGAGUUAAAAGCAUAAUCUGAAAUGAACUGAAUUUUUAUGUUUUUUUUUAAUAAUUUAGAAUGUACUCUCCGAUACUAACUGUUUUAACUGUAUAUCACAUUAGAGGAUUUAAAAACUUUAA